AUGGCCACUACCAAAUCCAAGGACCUCCCAGGCGAACUGAGCUACGUCCAGUAUCAACAUGCUCUCGAGGCUCAAUAUCUACCCGCUAUCCGGGCAUUGAUCUCAAAGGAUUUGAGUGAACCUUAUAGUAUAUAUGUUUAUCGAUACUUCCUUUGCCAAUGGGGGCACCUCUGCUUCAUGGCAUUGAACCCAGUCGACUCAUCCCUUAUUGGUGUCAUUGUGUGCAAGCUGGAAAUUCAUGCUUCACACUCCAACCCCACCCGUAGAGGCUACAUCGCCAUGUUGGCUGUUGCCUCAGAUUUCCGCGGCCAUGGUAUCGCUACAACACUUGUCAAGAAGGCCAUUGAUGCCAUGACAAAGCGCAACGCCGACGAGAUUGUCCUGGAGACCGAGGAAACGAAUGUCGCCGCUAUGCGACUCUACGAGCAGCUUGGUUUCUUGCGUACCAAGAAAUUGCACCGCUAUUACCUCAACGGAAAUAGCGCAUACCGGCUUGUGCUGCCUCUUAAAUACAUUGACCUUGAUGCUGGGCCAAACGAUCUCGAGAUUAUCGAUGUUUAA
Messenger RNA from Fusarium coffeatum, 561 nucleotides. RefSeq lists its product as uncharacterized. Gene Ontology annotation, cellular component: NatC complex. The record is from RefSeq and is a predicted model, not a curated record. The coding region runs from base 1 to 561 and encodes 186 amino acids. Gene Ontology annotation, biological process: N-terminal peptidyl-methionine acetylation. Gene Ontology annotation, molecular function: protein-N-terminal amino-acid acetyltransferase activity. Lineage: Eukaryota; Fungi; Ascomycota; Sordariomycetes; Hypocreales; Nectriaceae. The transcript has 2 exons.